AUGAGGGGGACAUCCAUUCGAUUGCUCUCGUUUGCGCAGCUCUUUUGUGGCGAAGAUGUCACGAAUUUGAUGCAUAACGAGGUACAAUGCCAGCAGGUUACUGACACCUUCCGGCGUCUAUUUCCCAAUGCCCCGCUGCCAAUACCUGUCACGACUGCUUAUAGCGCAUCUUGUGUAAAAAGAAAAAAGUACCGCGAUGCGGUAGCGACCAUCGCAGCGUACUCUCAGCCGCAAAAACUCAUUCAGGAGCUCAAAGAAUAUUUUCAUGAUCACAAGGAUGAGUUUUCUGGGGAGGACAUCAAGGCAAUAUUGGCCCUAUUUCGAGACGCACAAUUUCCUGGGGUAAUAGUUUUCUUGAACAUCUUGGCAGACUACUGUAUCUUGGGUUCGAGUUGCUCAGAGCUGUUCAAGAGCAAGGUCCGACAGAUGAUUCUUAGCUAUAUUCGUUUUGUACCCCGUUCCGCACCUAUGUUGUUGAAAUCGUUGUGCAUGUUGAGCUCUCCCAGUGCCAGCGAUUGUGGGGAUAUUAUGUCAGUGGUGAGAAUAGCCAUGCAAGGGGGCUUUAUCGACCCCACAGAUUUUGCCGUUAUUCUGGAUGUCUUCCUAGAGCGCGGUGAUUACGCCAAAAUUGCCGCGCAGUGGCGGUGGAUGCGGCAUACGUCAGCGCGAUGGAACCAGCGGACUGUCUCAGCGGUUAUUUGUGCAUUCUCGAGUCUUAAACAAAUCGAUGAAGCUAUCGUGUGUAUUCAAUGCCUGGCAGAAGUCAACAAGGAUCCUUCGAUUGAAGCACAAUGUACGUUUUUACAUUUCUUAGGUGAUCGCAUCCCGCCGCUUGCACAUUAUGCCGAGCAACUGAUGCGCCAUUGGCAUCCUGAGCGGCGCUUACUGUGGACUAGUCGAAGCCAGAGUGUUGGUAUAGAGUGUAUUUUUGCCUUUUUCCAUGCUAAGAUGCCACAGGAGGUUUUUUCCUUGCUAGAUGAAGCAUUCAAUUGUCUUAAGGGUACACCUGAGUCCUUGGAAAGCUUUCUUAAACACAGGGGUAUGCAUAUUCUCAUGAACUAUUACGCCUUAGAGAGGGAUAGACAUCCUUCAAUAGAUGCCCUUUUCUUUGAUUGUGUGAAAUGCCUUCCUGAUUUGGCGGACCAUCCACUUGUCAUGGCUGCUUUUCUUAUCAUCGGAGUAAGGCAAGGUCGACUUUCAGAGUCAUAUGAGGCCAUUGCCUGUGCUUGCCCGAUUUCGGACGAUGGAUUUGAUCAGUUUGUACGCUUUUUAGUUUGUUCUCUUCAAAAAAAAUAUAUUCAUGAUUUGUUAGGCAUUCUUAGGGAGGUUGCCCAGCGAAUGCAGAAGGAACUUCCCUCCGAUAUCGAAGCUUGGCUUGUGCUUUUUGAUUCACGUUAG
Phytomonas sp. EM1 is the source of this 1398-nucleotide messenger RNA. The record is from the annotation of a GenBank genome assembly. NCBI's taxonomy places the organism in Eukaryota, Euglenozoa, Kinetoplastea, Trypanosomatida, Trypanosomatidae.